Messenger RNA from Balaenoptera musculus (blue whale), 7084 nucleotides. It is a transcript of the gene ATP2B2, whose product is annotated as ATPase plasma membrane Ca2+ transporting 2. The coding region runs from base 405 to 4223 and encodes 1272 amino acids. Gene Ontology annotation, biological process: regulation of cytosolic calcium ion concentration; calcium ion transmembrane transport. The record is from RefSeq and is a predicted model, not a curated record. The transcript is spliced from 24 exons. Gene Ontology annotation, cellular component: postsynaptic density membrane; intracellular membrane-bounded organelle. NCBI's taxonomy places the organism in Eukaryota, Metazoa, Chordata, Mammalia, Artiodactyla, Balaenopteridae. Gene Ontology annotation, molecular function: PDZ domain binding; ATP hydrolysis activity; ATP binding.
CGCUGGCUGGGCUCAGCCGCGGCACCAGCUGCCGCACCGAGAUUACGGGGCUGCCCGCCUGGAAACCGUGCCGGAUUUGUGGCGAUUUUCAUAGCCAAGAGCCACCGCCCCUGACCAUGUAGAUGCCAGCUCCAGGGAGCAGCAUGGGCCCCGCUGAAUGGAGACUCCUGGGUCUACAGCCCUGAGCCCCUCCGGCCCCUGGACCUUGCCCCACGCCCGGGGACGCCCCUCAGAGCCCACCGCCGCUGUCGCCAGCCCACCUCGGCUGCCCCCUGGAGUCAGCUGCCAGGAGCCACAGCCGUCCAGUGAGGUUGUGCUGCGGACAGCCACGCGGAGCCAUCGCCUGGCCGCCUCCUGUCCAGCACUGACCCUCGGGCCCACCCCGAGCGGGGACUGCGGCAGACAUGGGUGACAUGACCAACAGUGACUUUUACUCCAAAAACCAAAGAAAUGAGUCGAGCCAUGGGGGCGAGUUUGGGUGCACGAUGGAGGAGCUGCGCUCCCUCAUGGAGCUGCGGGGCACCGAGGCCGUGGUCAAGAUCAAGGAGACCUACGGGGACACUGACACCAUCUGCCGGCGCCUCAAAACCUCACCUGUCGAAGGUUUACCAGGCACCGCUCCAGACCUGGAAAAGAGAAAGCAGAUUUUUGGGCAAAACUUUAUACCUCCAAAGAAGCCAAAAACCUUCCUGCAGCUCGUUUGGGAGGCACUGCAAGACGUGACGCUGAUCAUCCUGGAAAUCGCGGCCAUCAUCUCCCUGGGGCUAUCCUUCUACCACCCGCCUGGUGAAAACAACGAAGGAUGUGCAACGGCCCAGGCGGGGGCAGAAGAUGAAGGGGAGGCGGAGGCGGGCUGGAUCGAGGGGGCCGCCAUCCUCCUCUCGGUCAUCUGCGUGGUCCUGGUCACGGCCUUCAAUGACUGGAGCAAAGAGAAACAGUUCCGGGGCCUGCAGAGCCGCAUUGAACAGGAGCAGAAGUUCACCGUGGUCCGGGCUGGCCAGGUGGUCCAGAUCCCUGUGGCUGAGAUCGUGGUUGGGGAUAUCGCCCAGGUCAAAUAUGGCGACCUCCUCCCUGCAGAUGGCCUCUUCAUCCAGGGCAAUGACCUCAAGAUCGAUGAAAGCUCCCUGACGGGGGAGUCUGACCAGGUGCGCAAGUCUGUGGACAAGGACCCCAUGCUGCUGUCAGGGACUCAUGUGAUGGAGGGCUCUGGACGGAUGGUGGUGACCGCCGUGGGUGUGAACUCUCAGACCGGCAUUAUCUUUACCCUGCUGGGGGCCGGCGGUGAGGAGGAAGAGAAGAAAGACAAGAAAGGUGUGAAGAAGGGGGAUGGCCUUCAGCUACCAGCGGCUGAUGGUGCGGCAGGUUCAAAUGCUACAGAUAGUGCAAAUACCAGCCUAGUCAAUGGUAAAAUGCAGGAUGGCAAUGUGGACGCCAGCCAGAGCAAAGCCAAACAGCAGGACGGGGCGGCCGCCAUGGAGAUGCAGCCCCUCAAGAGUGCCGAGGGCGGCGACACUGACGACAAGAAGAAGGCCAACAUGCACAAGAAGGAGAAGUCGGUGCUGCAGGGCAAGCUCACCAAGCUGGCUGUGCAGAUCGGCAAGGCGGGCCUGGUGAUGUCAGCCAUCACGGUGAUCAUCCUGGUGCUCUACUUCACCGUGGACACCUUCGUGGUCAACAAGAAGCCAUGGCUGCCCGAGUGCACGCCCGUCUACGUGCAGUACUUCGUCAAGUUCUUCAUCAUUGGUGUGACGGUGCUGGUGGUCGCCGUGCCCGAGGGGCUUCCUCUGGCUGUCACCAUCUCACUGGCCUACUCGGUGAAGAAAAUGAUGAAGGACAACAACCUGGUCCGCCACCUGGACGCCUGUGAGACCAUGGGCAAUGCCACGGCCAUCUGCUCGGACAAGACGGGCACACUCACCACCAAUCGCAUGACGGUGGUGCAGGCCUACGUGGGCGACGUCCAUUACAAGGAGAUCCCCGACCCCAGCUCCAUCAACGCCAAAACCAUGGAGCUGCUGGUCAGCGCCAUUGCCAUCAACAGCGCCUACACCACCAAGAUUCUGCCCCCGGAGAAGGAGGGCGCCCUGCCCCGGCAGGUGGGCAACAAAACAGAGUGCGGCCUGCUGGGCUUCAUGCUGGACCUGAAGCAGGACUACGAGCCUGUGCGCAGCCAGAUGCCGGAGGAGAAGCUGUACAAGGUCUACACCUUCAACUCCGUGCGCAAGUCCAUGAGCACCGUAAUCAAGCUGCCCGACGAGAGCUUCCGCAUGUACAGCAAGGGCGCUUCGGAGAUCGUGCUCAAGAAGUGCUGCAAAAUCCUCAACGGGGCGGGUGAGGCCCGGGUCUUCCGGCCCCGCGACCGGGACGAGAUGGUGAAGAAGGUGAUUGAGCCCAUGGCCUGCGACGGGCUCCGCACCAUCUGCGUGGCUUACCGCGACUUACCCAGCAGCCCCGAGCCCGACUGGGACAACGAGAAUGACAUCCUCAACGAGCUCACCUGCAUCUGCGUGGUGGGCAUCGAGGACCCCGUGCGGCCCGAGGUCCCGGAAGCCAUCCGCAAGUGCCAGCGAGCAGGCAUCACUGUCCGCAUGGUCACCGGUGACAAUAUCAACACAGCCCGGGCCAUCGCCAUCAAGUGUGGCAUCAUCCAUCCUGGGGAGGACUUCCUGUGCCUUGAGGGCAAGGAGUUCAACCGGAGAAUCCGCAAUGAGAAAGGGGAGAUUGAGCAGGAGCGAAUCGACAAGAUCUGGCCAAAGCUGCGGGUGCUGGCUCGCUCCUCCCCCACGGACAAGCAUACCCUGGUCAAAGGCAUCAUCGACAGCACACACACGGAGCAGCGGCAGGUGGUGGCCGUGACGGGGGACGGCACCAACGAUGGGCCCGCGCUCAAGAAGGCCGAUGUGGGCUUCGCCAUGGGCAUCGCAGGCACAGAUGUGGCCAAGGAGGCCUCGGACAUCAUCCUGACGGACGACAACUUCAGCAGCAUCGUCAAGGCGGUGAUGUGGGGCCGCAAUGUCUACGACAGCAUCUCCAAAUUCCUGCAGUUCCAGCUGACGGUCAACGUGGUGGCCGUGAUCGUGGCCUUCACGGGCGCCUGCAUCACGCAGGACUCCCCUCUGAAGGCCGUGCAGAUGCUCUGGGUGAACCUCAUCAUGGACACGUUCGCCUCCCUGGCGCUGGCCACUGAGCCACCCACGGAGACCCUGCUCCUGCGGAAGCCGUACGGCCGCAACAAGCCCCUCAUCUCGCGGACCAUGAUGAAGAACAUCCUGGGCCACGCCGUCUACCAGCUCACCCUCAUCUUCACCCUGCUCUUUGUUGGUGAGAAGAUGUUCCAGAUCGACAGCGGGAGGAACGCACCCCUGCACUCGCCGCCCUCCGAGCACUACACCAUCAUCUUCAACACCUUCGUCAUGAUGCAGCUCUUCAACGAGAUCAACGCCCGCAAGAUCCACGGCGAGCGCAACGUCUUCGACGGCAUCUUCCGGAACCCCAUCUUCUGCACCAUUGUGCUGGGCACCUUCGCCAUCCAGAUAGUGAUCGUGCAGUUCGGGGGGAAACCGUUCAGCUGCUCUCCGCUGCAGCUGGACCAGUGGAUGUGGUGCAUAUUCAUCGGGUUAGGAGAGCUUGUCUGGGGCCAGGUCAUCGCCACCAUCCCGACCAGCAGGCUCAAGUUCCUCAAGGAGGCGGGCAGGCUCACGCAGAAGGAGGAGAUCCCGGAGGAGGAGCUGAAUGAGGAUGUGGAGGAGAUAGACCACGCCGAGCGCGAGCUGCGGCGGGGCCAGAUCUUGUGGUUCCGAGGCCUGAACCGGAUCCAGACCCAGAUUGAAGUAGUCAAUACUUUCAAGAGCGGGGCCUCCUUUCAGGGAGCCCUGCGGAGACAAUCCUCCGUCACCAGCCAGAGCCAGGACAUCCGCGUCGUGAAGGCGUUCCGUAGCUCUCUCUAUGAAGGUCUAGAAAAGCCUGAGUCUCGAACCUCCAUCCAUAAUUUCAUGGCUCAUCCUGAAUUCCGGGUCGAAGAUUCACAGCCCCACAUUCCCCUCAUCGACGACACCGACCUGGAAGAAGAUGCCGCGCUCAAGCAGAACUCGAGCCCGCCGUCCUCGCUCAACAAGAACAACAGCGCCAUCGACAGCGGGAUCAACCUGACGACCGACACAAGCAAAUCAGCUACCUCUUCAAGUCCAGGGAGCCCCAUCCACAGCCUGGAGACGUCGCUUUAGCUGAGGACCCCGCCACCACCCACCUCCCGGGCACCCACCCGUCCAGGCACCCGACUCACCCAAGCAGCAACGAGCAACAGCAGGAAACCAAAUACCGGCGAGAAAACCGUUUCCACCCAACAGACCCUUUUUCUGGCUGCGAUGCUGUUUGAACUCUUUUUCACUUUGAGGCGAGGGCGGGAUCUCCUCCGGGGGCUUAAGGGAGUGAGCGGUUUUUCCCAGAACUAGCCCUUCCUGGCUCCCACCCGACAUGGGCCAGCCACGCACCCGCCCGGCGCCAUGUCCCCUGCAUGAAUGUACUCUACACUUCCGGUCCUCCCCUUGUUUGGUUUUUGGGGGGUUGGGGAGGGGUGUUUUUCGUUUGUUUGUUUGUUUUCUUAGGCGGGAACUGCAGACAGACUCUGUUCUGAGACUAUUUAUCCAAUCCACUGGUCUGUGAGUUUUUGAAAUGCUUGCGCAGCAUGGGCUCAGUUGUAUAGGUUAAUUUAACAACUUUUUGAAAUUGCAGAGCUUAACUCGCCUAGUAAAUUUGCACCAAUGGAACCGAAGAACUUCAGACACUCACAAGGUUAUAUCCAUUUCUUUGUAUCUAUAUCAACGUAUACUUCUCCAAGACUGUAUACGUCCAUAUAGAUAGGUAGAUAUAUAUGUGUCUAUAUAUAUCUAUAUAUAUAGAUAUAUAUAAAUAUAUAUACAUGGAUAUGUAAAGUUUCUUUGCCGGCAUGUUGCCUUGUUUCUGCUUAAAUUGCUCUAUUUUAACUUAUUUAUGUCCUAAAAGAAGAAUGUAAUUUGUUUACAAACCUGUAGAUAACGUCUUGGGCUAUUUGUACGGUUUAAGAACACUGGUGGCUGAGAUGCUAUAAAAACACCUCAGCCUGACACACACCUCCCUGGAUUGCAUCCUUGAUGUUUUACGAUAGCCAUGCUCUGAUUUUUGCCUGCUACUUCCGUUCAAUAAUGUCACUACCGAGGGAGGCUCAGGCAGAAGCCAAAUGUUAGCGAGUAUCCAUCCUGAGGGGUCCAACAGCGUGCUCCGUAGACAAAGGGGGAGGAGGAGAGAAGUCUUCCUGGGCUCAAAGCACUGACGGCCAGCCCGGCCCCAGGGUGACGGGGUUGGCAAAGCACUGGGUGAAGACUUUUCUCUCAAUGAAACUCACUUGAGUUUACUAAGAGCAUUUCAAACAGAGAUUCUCUGUGGCGCUGUCUGUACAGAGACUGAGGUAGUUUUGCAAUAUUAUAAAUGCUAUUGUGUUGAUUUUUUUUUUUUCAGUUAGUAAUUUAGAGGCUUAUUUCCUUAUAAAUGGCAGCAAAUGAGCUGUUGGCAUAUUGGAUGAGGAUCAUUAUGGCUUGCUGCUUUUAUUUUUAUUUUUGAAGAAGAAUAGCCUUUUUCUCUGCACUAUUUAGAUCCGAACGAACCUUAUGACGUGUAUAUUGAGAUGUAUUCAGUGUGAUUUUUUUAAACCAAAUUGUCUUCCUGUAGUCGCAAUAUAUACUGUAGCCUUUGAACAGCAAGUCUUGCUUUCCCAGACAGAAAGCCAUUCUGAAACCCUACAGUAUCACAGGUGAGAAAAGGUGGUUAUUUUUUCCCUGAGACAAUAACAGCACUAGUAAUCCCACUUAAUAAGAGCUUAUUUAAUUGUAUGUCAGCCUCUUAACUGCUAAGCACUUUGUGGGUAUCAGCUUUUUUCAUAAAAGAACUUUUGUAUUUAAUACAAAGUUUGCUUUGAGACUUUUCAGCAUACGAUCUUUUUCCAUAAACUUGUACAGUGCAAAAGACAUUUUGAAUACCAUGAUCGAUGAUGUCCCAUGCUUCAAGGAAAACCAAACGCUUCUGCCUCGCUUGCAAAAUGCAUUCUUCACACUGACCCUUCCCACAGUUGCUCUGUGUCCAGCCGGGCCCUUCCCUUCUCCAGGCCCAGAGAAUUCUUCCACAAACAAGAUGAGAGCCACUCGGGAAAAGAGCCAUAGUCAGCUGGGAGGGCCUGCAUCUGGAUGGCUGUGGAGAAACCCGAGGGUUUAGGAUCCCAAGUCAGCCCAUCCCACCUGGCAAAACCUUCCUGGAAGGAGGACCUUCUUUGCGCAAGAGCAUCUCCUGAAUGUCGUGAAGAAAUAUCUCUGAAUGUACCCAGCAGAGGAAACUGCAUCCACCCUCAGAUAUGUUUAUUGGAUUCCAAGACCAAUACCACCAAUACCGCCCACUGUUCUCCUCCGAGAAAGGAAAGACCCACUCCUGUAAAACCUGGGGCAGCUUUGGAACGUGGUGUUUUUUGUAGUUUCCUUUUUCAAGGUUCUCCAUCUCCCGCUUUGUUCCAACCUUGUGUCCGUGACCUCAUUCCAUGACACCACCAGGAAAGCCCCGCUUGCACACCACGCUCCCUGCUCAUUUGGAGCCAGGACGCAAGAGAAGCAGGAGGGGUCUCCCCUAGUGGGACCCAGCCCAGGGGAGAGGGAGCCAUGGAAGCUACCGAGAAUGCCCCACGUCAGUGUUGGUCUUUUCUUGUCAGGAAUGAUGGAUGCUCACACACACACACACACACCCCCUCGCCCUCACACUUGCACACACACAUCCACACACACAGGAAAUGAUUGGUUUGUCAGAACUCCCUGUAGUACAUAAAGCUUGCACUCGGCGUCCUAUAUCUAGCAGCAUGGGGUACGUUUGGCAGUUCACCCCAUUAGGGGGUAAAUAAUUUAUGACCAUUCAUCUGUUUUUAUGAAUUUUUUUAUCUAGACAAUAAUUGUAAAUAAAGAACUCACCAUCUCUGUUCAUUUAAUACUAUGCAAUGGUGAUGCUUUCAAUUGCUAACUCUUCUUACUCUGCAGUAUGGUUCUGAAAUGUCUGUGGUCUUAAAAAAAAAAAA